AGUGAAGAGAAUGUCAGGGGCGAGGACGUGGUCGUCUUCUUCGUUAUCGGAUACGACGCCUCUGCUCCCGCUCCAGGCCGAUCGGGCCUCCACCGCCACCCUCGAGAUGGCCGCCGCCGCCCCCGCCCCCGCCGCCUCCCGUACCGUCUACCUCGGCGUCGACGUCGGCACCGGCAGCGCCCGGGCAGGUCUCUUCGAUGAUCAGGGUAGGCUGCUAGGCUCAGCCAGUAGCCCCAUACAGAUAUGGAAGGAACGAGGUUGUAUUGAGCAAUCCUCAACAGAUAUCUGGCAUGCGGUAUGUGCAGCUGUGAAAACAGCAUGCUCAUUGGCAAAUGCCGUUGCUGAGGAAGUGGUUGGUAUAGGAUUUGCAGCUACUUGCUCCCUUGUUGCCGUCGAUUCUGAUGGAUCUCCUGUUUCAGUUUCAUGGAGUGGUGAUGCAAGAAGAAAUAUCAUAGUAUGGAUGGACCACAGGGCUGUAAAUCAGGCUGAGCACAUUAAUUUUCGCAACUCGCCAGUACUACAAUAUUGUGGUGGGUCUGUCUCCCCUGAAAUGCAAGCCCCUAAGCUACUAUGGGUAAAAGAAAACCUGCAAGAAUCUUGGUCCAUGGUGUUUAGGUGGAUGGAUUUAAGUGACUGGUUAUCAUACAGAGCAACAGGGGAUGAUACUCGGAGUUUAUGUACAACUGUCUGCAAGUGGACAUACCUUGGACAUGCACACAUGGAACUAGCUAGUGAGAAAGAGUCUCAUAUUAUGGAAUCUUGUGGAUGGGAUGAUGACUUUUGGGAGGAGAUUGGCUUAGGAGAUCUUGUGGAAGGGAAUCAUGCAAAAAUUGGACGGAGUGUUGCUUUUCCUGGUCAUCCUUUGGGUUCUGGUCUGACACAUGCUGCUGCAAAGGAGCUAGGCCUAUUAGCUGGAACACCUGUUGGAACUUCACUUAUUGAUGCCCAUGCUGGUGGUGUUGGGGUUAUGGAAAGCAUGCCUAUAUCAGAGUCCAGAGCUGAUGUGUCUGCUGAGGAAGUCAUAUGCCAUCGCAUGGCUUUAGUAUGUGGAACAUCUACUUGCCAUAUGUCUGUCUCACGGAACAAACUGUUUAUACCAGGUGUAUGGGGACCAUUCUGGUCGGCCAUGGUGCCUGAAUACUGGCUCACUGAAGGUGGUCAAAGUGCAACUGGUGCCCUUCUAGAUUACAUGGUUGAGAACCAUGUUGCUGCUCCUCUCCUUGCCAACCGUGCUGCUUCGCAAAGUAUUUCUCUAUAUGAGUUGUUGAACAAGAUAUUGGCAUCCAUGAUGCAUGAAAGCAAUAUUUCAUUUCUUUCUGCCUUGACUAAAGACAUGCAUGUCCUUCCUGACUUUCAUGGAAAUAGGUCACCAAUUGCUGAUCCAAACUCCAAAGGAAUGGUUUGUGGUUUAACUCUUGAUGCAAGUGAGAAACAAUUGGCACUUCUAUACCUUGCAACAGUUCAGGGCAUUGCGUAUGGUACCCGCCACAUAGUGGAGCACUGCAAUUCUCAUGGGCAUAAGAUUGACACACUUCUUGCGUGUGGUGGACUUGCCAAGAACCCAUUGUAUAUUCAAGAGCAUGCAGACAUUGUAGGACUUCCUAUCAUUCUUCCAAGAGAAAAUGAGCCCGUGCUUUUAGGUGCUGCCAUUUUAGGUGCUGUUGCAGCCAAGAAAUACUCAAGCCUUCAUGAUGCUAUGAGAGCAUUAAAUGCAGCCGGUCAGGUUAUUCGUCCAUCUAAAGACCCAAGGGUGAAGAAGUAUCAUGAUGCUAAAUAUCAGGUUUUCAGGUCACUUUACGAGCAGCAGCUUUCUUAUCGUUCAAUCAUGACGCAAGCAUUGCAGUAGAGAUGCAUGGUAGCGCCUUGGUUGUAGCCUUGGCUUUCAUGGCAUUGUAGUACAGAAAUGUCACCCGCACUGCCAAAUUUUUGUGUAGUUGAAUUUUGAAAAUAAUUAAAAAAAUACAGAUCCUUUUGCGGUCAAUCAUUUAUUUUUUCUUCA
This is a messenger RNA of Phoenix dactylifera (date palm), 1999 nucleotides long. Its product is annotated as FGGY family of carbohydrate kinase. Gene Ontology annotation, biological process: pentose metabolic process; carbohydrate phosphorylation. Lineage: Eukaryota; Viridiplantae; Streptophyta; Magnoliopsida; Arecales; Arecaceae. Gene Ontology annotation, molecular function: D-ribulokinase activity. Gene Ontology annotation, cellular component: cytoplasm. The record is from RefSeq and is a predicted model, not a curated record.